Babjeviella inositovora NRRL Y-12698 is the source of this 2315-nucleotide messenger RNA. RefSeq names its product long-chain fatty acid transporter (gene FAT1). Bases 104 to 2098 code for a protein of 664 amino acids. The transcript has a single exon. The record is from RefSeq and is a predicted model, not a curated record. Lineage: Eukaryota; Fungi; Ascomycota; Pichiomycetes; Serinales. Gene Ontology annotation, molecular function: long-chain fatty acid-CoA ligase activity; long-chain fatty acid transmembrane transporter activity.
CUGACUUGCCACCCUCUCUGCCUCAUCCUUGUGCCUUCGACUUGUCUGUCUCUUCUGAUUACUUUCCUGACCCCAUUUUCCAUUUCUUAAUCCUUGUCCCACUAUGACAUUCCUUCCGUAUGACGAAGCGACUAUUGUUGCGCUUCUCGCCGCAUCCUACCUCGACUCCAAAUUCAAAAUCUCGCACGACGCUAAGAUCAUCGGAGCCGCACUCCGUGCCGUGUUCAAAGUGGCCAAAAACAAAAUUACGAAGCAGCUCUGCACGUGGGGGCAGAUCUCAGCCAGUUGUGACCGCCAUCCUGAUCGCAUCGCGCUCAAGUUUCCACGCGCCGUCGUAGCGCCAAAGGAAUACCUCACCGGCUCCGACGGAAAGGAAUACCUCUCCUACGAUAACUGCUUCGAAGUCGAGCUGUACACGUACAAAGAGCUCCAGUGUAUCGUCCACCGCUUGUCCCACGUGCUUGUGCAGGACGGGGUGCGUGCCGGAACAACCGUGGGGAUGUUCUACACCAACAAGCCGUUCUUUGUUUUCCUCUGGUUCGCGCUCUGGAACAUUGGUGCCGUCCCGGCCUUCAUCAACUACAAGAUCAAGGGUCUGCAAUUGGCGCACGUAAUCAAGGUGUCUCAGAUGUCUCACAUAUAUGUGGAUCCAGACGUGGCACAGGCCGUCAGAGACUCCGAGCCUGACAUUGCAGCCCUCGCGCGGCCACCACCAAUUGUCUACUUGGAUGAAACGGCAUUGUUCCUGGUGAUCACCUCCUUCAAGGCUCCAACCUACGUCCAGCCGGUAGAAGAAAGAAAAAAGAUUACGGUUGAGGACACUGCUGUAUUGAUCUAUACAUCCGGAACCACUUCACUUCCAAAAGCAGCGAUCAUGAAUUGGCAGAAGAUGCAGCUUUCGUCGUCCGUAGUCGGCCCCAUGAAUGCGAUCAAAUCCGACAGUACUGUGUAUAUCUGCAUGCCGCUCUAUCACUCUACCGGUGCCUUUAUCGGGCUUCUUCCGACACUUUCCGCGGGCGGAACAGCCGCUUUGGGUGCUGCAUUUAGCAAGACCACCUUCUGGACUCAAGUAAAGCUCACAGAGGCCACCCACAUCUUGUAUGUCGGUGAAGUGAUGAGAUAUCUCACCAGCAAUAGCUAUCACCCCAGCGAGACUCUCCAUAAUGUCCAGGUGGCAUACGGUAACGGCUUAAGACGCGACAUCUGGAGCGCGUUCAAAAAGCGGUUCCAUAUCCCAGUGGUUUCGGAAUUCUAUGGCGCUACGGAAACCCCCAGCAUCACCAUCAACUACCAAGAAGGUGCAGAGGGUAUAGGGGCCGUCCGCACCUAUGGCUGGCUCGUCAGUAAGAUUAUCCGCUUCCAGCAGCGGGUCGUUCGCUUAGACAACGAGCAUGAAGAACCAGUCAGGAACCCCACAACUGGUCUCUGCUACGAAGCUGAUGUUGACGAGCUGGGCGAGAUGCUCUUCCGGCUUCCGGACCAGACCCAGGCAGGCUCCGCGGCCUUUGCAGGAUACAUCGGCAACAAGAAGGCCACGCAGAAAAAGAUCUUGCACAACGUGUUCAGAAAGGGCGAUGCGUGGUUCCGGACGGGGGAUUUGAUGAAGGUUGACGUAGAGGCCAGAUUAUACUUUGUGGACCGGAUGGGCGAUACCUUUAGAUGGAAGUCGGAGAAUGUCAGUACCGGCGAGGUUGAGGCGAUCUCCAUGGACUACAAUACGGUAACGACAGGUUUGUGCAUCAACCAGUGUGUCUGUGUGGGAGUCCAGGUACCAAACCACGAGGGUCGGGCCGGAUUUCUCAUUGCGGAGUUUGCCAACGACGCCAACCCCGAGCAGCUUUCACAAUUCUUGCGGGACUACGCUGGCUACAUUGUUGAUAACUUGCCUCCUUACUCGAGACCACUCUUCUUGAAGGUGGGCCCGAUCCAGUUGACCCACAACCACAAGAUUGCCAAGAAUGUGUUCCGCAACCAGGUACUCCCCAGCGGUGCUGACGGGUCUGAAAAGAUCUACUGGUUGGACGUCGCGCGCAGGGCAUAUGUUUUGUUGGAUGAGCGAGCCUGGACAAAGAUGCAGCGGGGUGAAACCAAGUUGUAAACCGUUUUGUGGUUGACUUGAGAUUUUGAGGGGGUGUAGAGAAGUAUAUACUGGUACUGGUUCGAAGGUGAAUGUAUAAAUGAGUAAUAUUAGUGCUAUUUUGGUUCAAGAUUUAAUUCAAAUCUGAUGGGCUGCGGAUCUUACCUGACAUGUUUAACCUCAUUGCUUGGAGUUUAACCUUUGAUUUCUCAACUGCAAAUACAGUCUAUAAAAGCCU